GGAGUGAUGAAGUACCGAAGCACACGAGGAAAGGUAGAAGCUACAUCAUUUGAAGAUGUGCUUUUCAGCGGUUAUGCCGGUGAUGGUGGAUUGUUUAUGCCGGAGAGUAUUCCAGUUGUUGAUAGGGCCACCCUUGAGAAGUGGAGAGGACAUUCAUAUUUGGAGCUAACUAAGGAGGUGAUGUCUCUGUUUAUUCCUCCUGAGGAAAUCACUACUGAAGACUUGAAUGGUAAGCUUCUUUGUUGAUGAAAAUCUGAUCAUUAUGAGAUUCUGAGAAACUUCCUGACCUACCCCUCCCCUAACUGAAUGUUGACAGUUAAAUUCUCUCUUAGGGCAAAAUGUUGUGUUAGGGGAUGGGUAGGUGGACAGUUCCUCUUAGGAAAUAUUAAACUGAUCCAAACCAAGAAUGGAAAAAAUGUGUAAAACAGCUGCCAUUAGGGUGCUCUUGUCUGUUACCUGAGAAAACGGCCAAUAUUUUGCAAUACCUUCACUGUUUUCCUCAUGAAAUGAUGUCUGAGGAAUGAGAGCACAAAUUCCAUACUGAUGACAUGUCACUACCCUGAUCUGGUUAAAGAUAGUCAUCAGUGUGGAGUUUCUGCACUCGUUAGUCACACAUCAUUUAAUGGGGAAACCAGUAAUUGUGUUGAAAAGCUGUUGUCGCAGGCUAUCAAGCUCUUGCUACUUAGUUUUGAGUCCUAAUGUACUCCUAGGAUAGUAAUAAUAAUGAUGAUAAGUAAUGGUAAUGGGACUGAGUGGAGUCCAAUUCGGUGUGUAUUCAUACGAGUGAUUAAAAAAAUUGGACGACCGCAUAGCGGGAGUCCGAUUUGUUUAAUCACGAGUAUGAUUACAGACCGAAUUGGACAACAUGAAGUUCUGUUACCAAUUAAUCAUAACUUUAACAAAAUUUGCGAUCCAAUAGGCUAUUUUUUAAAUCAAAACAUCAGAAAUUCGAAAUUUUGUUUUGCCAGCAGUGAAAAAAAAAGCCAUUUAAGCGUGCGCGUGAUGGUGCGUACUGUCCAAUUACUUAGGCAUGAUGCGUACUGUCCUAUUAAACUGUCCAAUUAAGGUUGAAAUCAGGGCAGUUGAUAGCCAAUCAGAUUUGACAAUUUUGUUAUAGUUAUGAUUAUAAUAAUAAUAAUAAUAAUAAUAAUAAUUAUAAUAAUAGUAACUUAUAUAGCGCUAUUCAGCUACUCUUUCAUAGCACUUAGGGUGAUAGGGUGCAAAGAAAGUCUUGGACAAAUGUUGGAUUGCCGUUGCUACGAGCAACAUUCACAUGAAAACCAGUCAAGAACAGAAAUAAGAAGCGAACCAUUCAUAUGAGCUGUUUUCAUCUUAGAUAAGAUAUGCUCGUAUAAAUGGUACAGUUUGCAUCUUAUUUAAGACUUGUCUUAUUUUUCCUUGUGUAAAUGGCCCUAUGGUAACAAGCCUGAAAACUUUUUUUCGAUGAGCAGGAUUGAUUACAGUUCUUCUGUGAUUUGAAUUCCAUUUUAAGAACAUAAUUCAGUAGCCUGAUAGGAAAAUCUGCUAGCCUUAAGCCUGGUUCUCAUAUGCUGCCGAUGCACUUGCUACAUGGCCGCCAGUGCCGUUAUGAUAUGAGAACAGAAGUGGCCGGCAACAUUGAUCAUUCCAGUCUUUUCCGCCUGCAUGCCUGCAAAGUUGACUUGAGUUCAACCUCGCAGGCAUGCUGGCGGUAAAGCGCUGUGGUGGCUCUAGUUGCUGGCAGCGCAUGUUCUCAUUUGUCCGAGAAGCCCAAGCAGUACCAGCGGCUACGUCACAGGUACAUCGGUGGUAUAUGAGAACCAGGCCUUAGGCUAUCAGACAUGCCUUUCUUUGCAUGCUGACAGUACUUAUAUGCUGGGUUACCUCUUAGAGUAGGCACAAGUGUGUAAGCCCAAAGGUGUGCAAUAUAAAUUAUUAAACUAGCCCCCUGAGCAAGUGCACGUGGUUACAGUUCUUAUCCUUAACAACAACAACAGCAUUUAUAUUUGUACUGCAAGUUGAGCAAAUAAGAAAAAAUUAUACAUGGUAUAGAAUUAAAAAUACCACACAGUAAUGGAACACCAACAAUAACUACAGCUGCACGAAGCUAAUCUAGGUGGUGACAGUUAUUUAUGAAAUCCCAAAACUAAUUUGAAAGAGCAAAGCAUAUUUGCUUGGGUGAUCAUUUUAUUAGAUCUCAUAACGUUUUCCUUGAUGUUGUAUUGAUUUUGUUCUGAGAAAAUUGACAUUAGUCACUCUUUGGAGUUAAAGGGUUUAAUGAAUAAGCACUUUAAACCCAUUCUUUUAUCCACGGCAUGUACAUGCCUAUAGAGCUUAUUAUGAUAUAACUACACUGUAUGCUAUCUAUUUAUCUCAUGUUGCUGUUUGCAGACUUGAUCAACAAAGCAUUCUCAGAAUUUGGACACAAAGACCUUCUUUCCAUAGCAAAAGUCAACAAUUUUCAUGUGCUGGAACUAUUUCAUGGCAAAACUCUUGCAUUUAAAGACUACGCUCUUGUAAGUGUUGGCAUGUUCAUGGAUGUUUUUCUGAAGAAAAAGAAGAAAAACACAAUUGUUCUUGUGGGAACUUCUGGAGACACUGGUAGUGCAGCCAUAGAAAGUGUACGCAGAUCAGAAUGGAUUGACAUCAUUGUGCUGUUUCCUAAAGGACGCGCCAAUCAGAUACAAGAGCUGCAGAUGACAACAGUAACGGAUUCGAAUGUUCAUGUGUUUAGCACGGAGGGGACGUCAGAUGAUCUCGAUAAACCUAUCAAGAAUUGUUUUUCUGAUCAUGAAUAUGCAGAGACCAAUAAUCUAUCUUCAAUUAAUUCAAUAAACUGGUGUCGCAUUAUGGCACAGCUUGUGCAUAUUUUCUAUGCUUACUUUCAAGUCUGUCAAGAAGUUGGCGAUACUGUGAAGUUUAUUAUACCAACAGGGGCCCUUGGACAUUGUACAGGUAAAUAAUUCUUUCAAAUAGUGUAACUCAGGGGUGUUGCUAAGAGCUGGCUGCCAGCUGAAUAAGACCUUAUCACUGGUUUAAAUUGAUCUUGAAAAGAAAAACUUGGGGUAAUGUUGAAGGUGUGGUUGAGUAAGAAAAUUGUCUUCACUUAUAACAAAGCCUGCUUAGCUUUUCGUUAGCUACAUCCCUAUCCCAAAUUUGACUUUUUGUGUCAUCACACUUCUUUAUUCUAUUGAACACAAAUACUAAAAUACUAAAGAUCUGAGUUUUUGUACUCUGUGCUUCAGACUAAAUGGCCAUUAAAUUAGGUCUAUCAGGGUUUGCGCAGUCUUGAAGAGUCCUUAAAUAUCUAUGCUACUCCUUAAAAAGUCCUUGAAAUUUCUUCAACUUUGAAUGUAGCUGGCAGCGUGGAAAUUGUUUUUGAAUGCUUUUUAGUUGUCCAAGACAGAAUAAAUCAUAGCCCAGAUAAGUUAUAGGUGAUUUAAAUAAAGUGUUUUGUGUUUUUAUGGAAGAAUUAACUAUCAAUGUAAGACAAGUGAACUGAACGAUGUAGAGAAACUGGUAGAGCAAACAUGUACAGUUCAAGUCCGGUUAGCUUGGACUGGGAAUGUACAGUUUUAUACAAAUCUGAGAUUUACUUUCCUGGUAGGUGGUCCUUGAAAAUCGAAUGUGGUCCUUGAAAAGUUGUUAAAAAGUGACGGCAGUUUUUCUAUGAACCCCUCUCUAUGAGACAUUAGGGAUCCUUCUGUAGGCACUGAGGCACAAAUUACGUACAAUAAAAGAUUGCUUUCUUUGUGAUGAUGGUACAAAUACCUGCAGAAAGACCCCGCAUUAGCCUCUCACACAGAUUUUCUUUGGGCUUUGACUCACGUUCCUUCCCAGAAAAUCGUCUGCAUGGGAAGCUAUCAAUACAUAAUAUUUCUGUGAUUUUUCAUUGUUAUCCACAGCUGGUCUGUAUGUGCAUAAAAUGGGUCUCCCUGUGGAACUUGUUUGUGCUGUCAAUGAGAAUGACAUUGUUCACCGUGCAAUCUCUACUGGAGUUUUCACCAUGUCAGAAGUGGUCCAGCAAACCUGGUCUACCGCCAUGGACAUUCAGGUAAUGUAAUCAUUAUUUUGUCUGUGAGUCUCAUGGAGCCAGAGUCCUUGUGAGAGGUUACCUCAGUGUAAGGACCUGUAAAAGAUUUACUUUUUUUGUUUCUUUUAUCACUCUUUUGUUUACUUUGUUUUACAUCUGUGUUGAAAGUUACAAGUUCUUACACUGAGGAUGAGCACCUUGCAAUGCGCGAGCAAAAGAGAGGUUGUUUUCCGCGCUAAGGUGUUUGCUCUUUUAUCUUUGCGAAAAGUGGGGUAGGACUGGGAAGUAGGAGCUCAGGAGAAAAGGGGAAAAAAUACGAGGCCUAGGUAAACAAACCUUAGUUUGGCCAUCAAUUAUUGUUUUUUUCACUCUGGCCAGAUUCGAAAAAGAACUCUGAAAAGGCGUGAAGUGGGAGUUCGAAAAGGGGUGGAAAGCGGGAGAAAUAGGGGGGAAUCAUGCAACGUUGCUUAGUAUUUCGUUUUUAAAAAAAACGGGCUAAAGAAAGAGAAAUCGAAGAAAAAAGGGGUGUGAGCCGGGUGUGCAAGGUACGGGAGGCGGGAGGUUUGGACCAGGGCCCCCUAUCCCCCCCCAUUACAGAAAAAUCUCCUAGCUCACUCUGUUCUUGUUUUUUCGCAUAUUUUUCUUUUCGUAGUUCUUUUCCGAGUGUUGUCAGGGUAAGAAUAAUCUCUGACCAUACUAAGGCCCCUUUCUCCUUUCAAUAGGCGUCUUCUUUCCGUGUUUUUUUUUGGCUGACUAUGUAAUGCAGCGUUUUUCCGUAGCCUGCAUCUGAUGUUUAUAUGUAUACCCUAAGUAGUUUUUGUGGGGGAAACGUUUACGCAGAAAAUCACUGAUAAAUGAUCACCAAUCGCAUCAAAUCUCGAGAAAUCGCAGAUUUUGUUGCAGCCCCUUCUACCACCUCUAACUCCUGAAUUUAAAAAUUUUAGCUAAUUCUGCGAUUUCUCCAAUUUUUCGCAAUUUUUAGAAAAAUCGCAAAAAUUGCAGAAAUCGUAGAUUUUAUUGGGCCCCCUUCGACCCCCUCUAACACUUGAAUUUUCCAGUGUCAACAAAAUCUGCGAUUUCUCCAAUUUUUUGCAAUUUUUGUAGCUGCGUGACAUAUCGCAAAAUUCGUGCUGGCCUGAAACAACGCCAAUUUUGCAGCAACAAAUCGUUUGAUAUUAGGGACCUUAAGCAACAACGUCGGCAACGGCUGCGAAAAUGUCACGUAAAAAGUGAAGUCGCGCUUCUUCAAACUUUAUCGCGCUUAUUCCAUUCCGCUCAAUUGGUCAAAUGUUGACAAUUUUUUUGUGGACUUGAAUUCUAAAAGACUGUAUCGAAGUUCAGGAAAAAGCAAAGAAAGUCUCUGUGUUGUGUUCACAUCCUCUACAAAACGUGAAAUUAAGUAUUUUCACGUCGUAGUCUUGCAGUGGCGACAAAGAAAUGUACCAAAAAGCGUGAUUCAUGCUGUUGUUUUGCCAAUCUAAUGCUAUUGCUUUUUUUGCCGUCCUCGUUGACGCCGCCGUCGUCGUUGCUUACGCACCCUGUUGCCACUAGUUUACACGCACGGUUUGAAAUUGCCUCUAAAACUGUGUAAAUGCACCUAUAACAGCGGACACAAAGACACCAUUACAUCUAAUUAGCCAAUCAGAAUUCAAUGCAAAUUACGAGAAGCGCGGGAAAAAGCAAGUGAGCGAGUCACGAUUAGCUUCAGUGUUAAAUCUCAUCGGUUAAAAACGUGACACAAAAUUUUUUCAGCCAACAACCAAGGUUUUUAUUUGGCAGCAGGCGCGCAAGGGUGGCCUUAAAUUUCUAAAUUGAUAACCAUUUUAAGUCUGUGUGUUGUUUUUUAUAGGUUCCGUAUAAUAUUGAACGCCUGUUGCUCCUCUUCUCUGAUAUGAACUACGCUCUAGUCGACUCCCUGAUGCAAGAAUUCGAGCAGAAUAAUUCUUUGAAAAUACCUGAAGAUUUGAGAAAGAAGGUAAGAAUUUUUAUGUACACCUCACAAAAAGGUUGCAAUCUUAUUUGUGCGUGUGUCCACUGGUUCGAAGUAACGUAAAAUCUGAAUAUACGCCCUUGUUUUAUGGUAAACCCACCUACUUCUUUGCUUCUCCAAUACACUAAAAUACUGACUUGAACCUUCGGCGGAGCUCCUUUUAAAACGAAGAAUACACAACUAACUCGCUGUCAUAAACUACGGUAGUAGCUGAGUUGAGUUGAGCAAAGUGGUUGACGAGAUGACAGUUAGCCUGGAAGCAGGCUCUCCAUUUGGAAGUUGCGAGAGUGAAAGGUCACACGCGAGCGAGUCGCGAACGAUUAGAUACUUUUUCACGCCCUCGCACCUCGCGUCGAUAGCUGCCACUCACUUUGGACUCUUCGCCUCCCGCGAUUACGCAAUGGAGAUCUUGCUUUUGAUAGACGACAGUAGAUGAGUUGACACCCGGGCGAAUGGACAGGUUUACUAACCCUUCAGUUACCUUUUCAUGGAGUUAUUUCCGAGUAUACGUGUGGUAAAGGGGGGAAUGUGCCACGUAAUGGGACACAACUCGACUUACUAAAGAAGCACAGUCAGAAUUCAGUUUCUGGUUUGACAACUCCGUAAGGCAUGGCUAGCUGGCCCUAACUGAAAGUCCUAAGGUGUUUUAAACAUUUUUUUCGCUUGCAAUGGAAUUGAUGGAAUCAAUUAUCCAUUAUUCUCUCUUGCUAUCACAGACUUACGACAUGUUCAAAUUUACUAUUCUUAUGUAUGAUUUUCAUUGCCCCCGUCAUGUAGAUGUUUGUUUACUUAUACCAAGUUUUUACAAACUCCUUCGACAUAGAAAUCAGUGAUCUUCACCGAAAAUUGUACACUAUGCCAAGUUGUGAUAACCUGUAGCUACAUUAACCAACGAUCAACAAUCAUCAUCGAAUCACGUUAUAACCUGUUACUCAAUCGAUAUGAGAUUCACAACAAAGUUCUCUAAAUAACGUCAGUGCUUUGUCGUAAUGUUCUUUGACUUGGUUGUAAUCUCCCACACUGUUGUACACUGAUGCCACGUUGUGUUCAAUAACUUGUUGCCACAUAGGUAAGAUCUUCACCAAAAAUCUUAUUGUGAAUCACAAUGCUUCAUCUUGGAAUUCUUUGGCUUGAUUGUUUUUUUCCAGGCAAUUGUACACUGAUGCCAAAUUGUCAUAACAUGUUGCUACAACAGCAUGAUCUUCACUGAAAUUUUUUUGCGAUCGUCACUGCUUUUUCGUGCAGUUCUUUGGCUUGAUUGUAUUCUCCCAGGCUAUUUUACACUGCAUGAUGCCAAGUUGUUAUAACUUGUUGCUACAUCGGCAUCGUUUUCACCGAACAUCGUCUGGCGGAUAAUCAGUGCUUUUUCGUGCAGUUCUUUGGCUUGAUUGUAUUCUCGCAGGCUAUGGUACACUGAUGCCAAGUUGUUAUAAUUUGAUGCUACAUCGGCAUGAUCUUCAUCGAAAUUAUUUUUUGCGGAUCAUCAGUGCUUUUUCGCGCAGUUCUUUGGCUUGAUUGUAUUCUCCCAGGCUAUGGUACACUGCUGCCAAGUUGUUAUAACUUUUUGCUACAUUGGCAUGAUUUUCACCGAAAAUCUUUUUGCGCAUCAUCAGUGCUUUUUCGUGAAGUUCUUUGGCUUGAUUGUAUUCUCCCAGGCUAUAGUACACUGAUGCCAAGUUGUUAUAGUCCGUUGCUACUUUGGCAUGAUUUUCACCGAAAAUCUUUUUUCGGAUCAUCAGUGCUUUUUCGUGCAGUUCUUUGGCUUGAUUGUAUUCUCCCAGCCUAUUGUACACUGAUGCCAAGUUGUUAUAACUUUUUGCUACAUUGGCAUGAUUUUCACCGAAAAUCUUUUUGCGGAUAAUCAGUGCUUUUUCGUGCAGUUCUUUGGCUUGAUUGUAUUCUCCCAGGCUAUGGUACACUGAUGCCAAGUUGUUAUAGUCCUUUGCUACAUCGGCGUGAUCUUCACCAAAAAUCUUUUUGCGGAUCGUCAGUGCUUUUUUGUGAAGUUCUUUGGCUUGAUUGUAUUCUCCCAGGCUAUGGUACACUGAUGCCAAGUUGUUAUAGUCCUUUGCUACAUCGGCAUAAUCUUCACCAAAAAUCUUUUUGCGGAUCGUCAGUGCUUUUUUGUGAAGUUCUUUGGCUUGAUUGUAUUCUCCCAGGCUAUGGUACACUGAUGCCAAGUUGUUAUAGUCCUUUGCUACAUCGGCAUGAUCUUCACCAAAAAUCUUUUUGCGGAUCAUCAGUGCUUUUUCGUGCAGUUCUUUGGCUUGAUUGUAUUCUCCCAGGCUAUUGUGCAAUGAUGCCAAGUUGUUAUAACUUUUUGCUACAUUGGCAUGAUUUUCACCGAAAAUCUUUUUGAGGAUAAUCAGUGCUUUUUCGUUGAGUUCUUUGGCUUGAUUGUAUUCUCCCAGGCUAUGGUACACUGAUGCCAAGUUGUUAUAGUCCUUUGCUACAUCGGCAUGAUCUUCACCAAAAAUCUUUUUGCGGAUCGUCAGUGCUUUUUUGUGAAGUUCUUUGGCUUGAUUGUAUUCUCCCAGGCUAUGGUACACUGAUGCCAAGUUGUUAUAGUCCGUUGCUACAUCGGCAUGAUCUUCACCAAAAAUCUUUUUGCGGAUCGUCAGUGCUUUUUUGUGAAGUUCUUUGGCUUGAUUGUAUUCUCCCAGGCUAUUGUGCAAUGAUGCCAAGUUGUUAUAACUUUUUGCUACAUUGGCAUGAUUUUCACCGAAAAUCUUUUUGAGGAUAAUCAGUGCUUUUUCGUUGAGUUCUUUGGCUUGAUUGUAUUCUCCCAGGCUAUGGUACACUGAUGCCAAGUUGUUAUAGUCCGUUGCUACAUCGGCAUUAUCUUCACCGAAAAUCUUUUUGUGCAUCAUCAGUGCUUUUUUGUGAAGUUCUUUGGCUUGAUUGUAUUCUCCCAGGCUAUGGUACACUGAUGCCAAGUUGUUAUAGACCGUUGCUACUUUGGCAUGAUUUUCACCGAAAAUCUUUUUUCGGAUCAUCAGUGCUUUUUCGUGCAGUUCUUUGGCUUGAUUGUAUUCUCCCAGGCUAUGGUACACUAAUGCUAAGUUGUUAUAAAUUGAUGCUGUAAUAUUAUUGUCAUGAUGUUCACCGAAAAUAUUUUUGCUCAUCAUCAGUGCAUUUUCGUUAAGUUCUUUGGCUUCAUUGUAUUCUCCCAGGCUACAGUACACUAAAGCCAAGUUGUUAUAACUUGUUGCUACAUCGGCAUGAUCUUCACCGAAAAUCUUUUUUUGGAUCAUCAGUGCUUUUUCUUGCAGUUCUCUUGCUUGAUUGUAUUCCCCCAGGCUAUUGUACACUAAUGCCAAGUUGUUAUAACUUGUUGCUACAGCUGUAUGAUCUUCAUCGAAAAUCUUUUUGCGUAUCAUCUGUGCUUUUUCGUUAAGUUCUUUGGCUUGAUUGUAUUCUCCCAGGCUAUAGUACACUCCUGCCAAGUUGUUAUAACUUGUUGCUACAUCGGCAUGAUCUUCAUCGAAAAUCUUCCUGUGGAUCAUCAGUGCUUUUUCGUGAAGUUCUUUGGCCUGACUGUAUUCUCCCAGGCUAUGGUACACUGAUGCCAAGUUGUCAUAACUUCUUGCUACAUCGGCAUGAUCUUCAUCGAAAAUCUUUUUGCGGAUCAUCAGUGCUUUUUCGUCAAGUUCUUUGGCCUGAUUGUAUUCUCCCAGGCUAUGGUACACACAUGCCAAGUUGUUAUAAAUUGAUGCUACGUUGGCAUGAUCUUCACCGAAAAUCUUUUUGGCAAUUAUCAGUGCUUUUUCGUGCAGUUCUUUGGCUUGAUUGUGUUCUCCCAGGCUAUAGUACACUGUUGCCAAGUUGGUAUAACACUUUGCCACAUCGCCAUGAUCUUCACCGAAAAUCUUUGUGUGGAUCAUCAGUGCUUUUUCGUGCAGUUCUUUGGCUUGAUUGUAUUCUCCAAGGCUGUCGUACACUGCACCACCUAUGUUGAAUAUAGUCGCUUUAAUUAACGCACCUGAGGAAGAUUCGUCUAUGUUCUCCAGUAGGUUGCAUGCUAAAUCGACCACUAUUUUUGCAAAGAAAAAAUAGGAGCCUUGUUUACAGACAAUGGCGAGAGCACGUAGCCAAUGAAUUACUGCAUCUAAUUCUACGAAGGGCGUAAACCUUUCGAUAAACGUGUGGUGAUCUAAACUACACCCUGACGUCAUGUGAUUAAUUAAAGAUUCGCAGUGGGGCCUUAGUUUUUUACGAAAUGUAUAAUUCUCGUCAUUUUCUUCAAGUUGGGACUCGAAAAUCUUUACCGCUUCUGCCAUGUUGUGAUCCCGCUCCCAUGAUUUUAGGUUAUUCUUAAACAUUUCGCCUCGUCUCAAAGCUUCAUGCACAACUUUAUGCAAGCGCAGGUAAGUACGUAGCUUAUUUUCUUUCUCGGAGUGAACGAGAAGCAAAGAAGACCUUACAAUCUUUGCCUUUAUUAACUCCUCUGGCUGGUCCUUUACGUGGACUUUGACGAACUUAGAAACAGUUUCGAGUGGGAGAUCGUCGUGAGCGCAAAGCGAGAGAAAAGAGUAUGCCUGACGAAGGACCUCGUCAUUUUCAACAGCUCUCUGGAUAGCCAUUUCUACAGCAGCCAUUGUUGUUUUAGCAUAGGCUGAACUGUCAUUUGCAAGGACAGUUUCAGUCAUAUUUCUUUGGCCGUAUGUUGAUAUGUCUUGGAGGUAUGCUCUCCAAUUAUAAUUUGAAGACCCACUGUUCACAACAGUUUGCAUGUAAUAGGCAGCAGCAGCCAAGGCCAGUGGCUGAAAAUCGAGAAGUUCAGCGAUGUUCUCAGCUUGGUCUUGCUCUGGCAUUUGCGAUACUGUUUCCAGCAGUUCUAUUGCCUCGUCCCUCCUCAUUCCUUUACUUAACGAUUCGUGAUAAGUGUGAGGAGCAUUUUGUGGAAUUGUAGCGCUAUCUUGAGUGGUAAUCAAUACUUGACCAUGGCCCCAUUCCUUACUGCCACUUUGAGGCAGUAAGCCGCGGACUAAGCGUAAGUCAAUCACAUUGUCUGCUAUUAACAACCAUUUUGUAAAAUUGUGAGCCUUCUGUACAAUUAAGCAUUUAAGCUGUUGAAUUGCAUCUUUAGGCUUCUCUCUUUUUAAAGGCUCUAAGCUUGUCAAGGCGUAUUCUGUGAUCCCUAGAUGUCUUCCAAGGGUGAAGUAAGAAUCAGCAAGUGUCUCAACGCUUUCUGUGUUUAGUGUCGCAACGAAGAUUAGAUCUUCAUCGUUGUCCUUUUGUUCAGAAAAGAACUGUUGUCCGAUUUCCCGGGCAAGUUGACUCUUACCACAUCCCGGAUUUCCUGACAAAUACACAGUACUAACUGCUCCAUUAGCACCACUGUAAAGUUCCUCCAUUUUGUUUGUGAUUCUUUCAAUGUCUUGCGAACGCCUGAUGAUCUCAUGUGGUGGGCGUGAUGUAAGAAUGCAAAACGGGUGAAGUUUCGCACUUAUUUCCUGGGUGAGAGCCUUGUUUUCCUCUUUUGCAGAACCAAGAUCCGCUUCUGUACUCUGAAGUCUGCUUUCCUUUACUUGUAAGUUAGAUUUUGUCUGAUCUAACUCAGCUUGGAGACCACGAGCUUGCUUCUUAAUUUUUUCCAGUUCGUCCGUUGGAAAGGACGUCUGCUUCUUUAUCUCCUGGAUCUCGGUUAUAGGAAGACCAAGGGAUGUAAAAGCGUUCAACACUUUAUCGACAGAAGUUUGGAAGUCGGCAUCUGUAACCUUAGCCUCUGUGAUAUGAGCGAUCUCGUUUCGCACCUGACGAAUAUGAUCGACAUCAUUAUAGACAGCCGGACUUAAGGUGGUACCAAUGCUGUCUGAGUAGAGGAUGGCAAAAAACAAACAGGUACAGUCCCACUCUGCCUUGUCACCAUUCUGGAUAGUGGCUAGACAACGGCCAUUCCUCUUGUGACUUGCUUUAGAUUCAUUUUUGUAGAAAUCACUCCCAUUCUGUGGCGUAUCGUGCCAUUCUCCAAGUGGAGUCGUCUGGUAACGAAAAUCCCAUUCGUUUUUGAAAAUUUUCCGCAGUCCUACUGGAACCAGAUUAAAAGCAACGUAGCAGAGCCUGAAGUAAUUAAGCUGCUCCUGACAGUAUUCCAUCACCAACGUUUAAUCCUGUAAGAGAUGGUAUAAUAAGCUUGUUGAUCUACACAUUGAAAAUGUCGAGAAUCUCCUCUCCGCUGAUGAACACAGGAAUCCCACUUAGGCACAAAAGUAGUAUACGCCACUGGCACAUUUCCCAUAAUGCACCUCAUUUGCCUACCAAAAUUUUGCAUAACCUUUGUUUUUCAUUUCUCCUGGGUAUUGCAGCCGUCCCAAGACAAAUUGAAAACAAUGCUUAUGCAAUUUUUUUUUUUUUUUUGGGGCAGCAAAUAAGGUGAAUUAUGGGAAAUGGGGAAUCUCAUGUAAGAUCGAUUAUUAGGGCCUUUUUUAAAGAUCCAACGACGCGACGGCAACGAGUACUUACUUUGUUAAAUGAAGGGACCAUUUCCAAGAAAAGAGUAACAAAAUUUUGUCGUUUAAGUCGUUGCUUGUUUACGUUCUCCAUAAAACGCAAAAUGAGGUAUUUUGACGUCGUAGUCGUGCAAAAACGGCGAAGAAAUGUACGAAAAAGUGUGAUGCACUUGCAAAUAGUUGGUGUGCUUGUUAAACCUAUUGUUUUUUGACGUUUUCAUCGUCGCGUCGUUGGUAGGGAGCCUCGGCAUCGACGACGGCGAUCGGCGACAGCAUCGAAACGUUACUUUAAAAAGAAAUUCGCCUUUUUUCAAACUUUCUCAAAUUUAUUUCAGUUAGCUGAAAAUGUCAAAUGUAGGCGAAUUUCCAUGAUGGAGUUUAUUUCUUAGGGACUGCGCUUAAGGUUAGGGAGAGAACAAAGCAAUUCGUCGAGGCCUGUGUACUUCCUCUCCAUAAAACGUGAAGUUAGGCAUUUUCACGUCGUAAUCGUUCAGUGAAGGCAAAGAAAUGUACAAAAGUGUGAUGCACGUGCAAAGUUGUUGCUGUGCUAAUUAAACCAAUUGCAUUUUUGCCGUUCUCAUUACUGUCACCUUCGUCGUUGCUAGAGCUCCCUAAUACUAUGGAAACACGCAACGCCUUAAUAAUUAACAGUGUUCAGUUUUUAGCGGAGACGACCGAAACAACCAAAAACGCAACUGAGCAUGCCUCUUGCAGCCCAGUAAUAAUAGGGACUUUAUAGGUGAUGUUACACGGGACUUUUCGCAACGACGAUUUUUAGCACAACACAGCGUUGCAAUGUUGGAACAGUGUUGUAACUAUUCGAAGCAAUGUCGCAACAAUGUUUCAACGCUGUGUGGAACUAAAAAUCGUUGUUGCGAAUCGUCCCGUGUAACGAGACGACAACGAGAACGUCUUGAAGCUGUAGUUUGAAUAGGCAAAACAACAACUCUGCACGUGCAUCACGCUUUUUUGUUCAUUUCUUUAUCGUCACUGCACGACUACGACGGGAAAAUGCCUAAUUUCACGUUUUAUGGAGGGCGUAAACAAUCGACGGCUAAGUUUUCUUUCUCUUUCUGUACCUGAAUGUGGUGUAAAGGAAUUCGGCUCAACCCAAGAGUUUACUUGCAUCUGACAAAAUAAAUGAGUUGGAGUAAACGCGAUAGAGAUUGAAAGAACGCAAAUUCACUUUUUAAGCGAACGUUUCGUGGCCGCGCCGUCGUGGUAUCUUAAACUCCCUAGUCAGUACAACAAACACAACUUCCUCCAUUGCCAAAGACAUGGUUCGUGACCCACAAUGUACCUCAAUGUCCCCGGACUGGGCGCAUUUAUUGUUGCAUCUGUGUGUGUUUUUAUGUGUGUUGCAGGGCGAUGGACUAACGUUUGAACCUGAUCUUUAUAUAGAGAGACACUAUCUUUGGGUUAUUUCGUAUGCUAAUGAGCAAUAAAGUGAACGUAGACGUCAGCCAAUUUUUGCUUAUGAUUACGCUAUUUUCAGACCGAAAACUGCUUUUAAAGUUGUUUUUUUUUUCAAAUUUAUUAAAAGAAAUGAGUUGUUAGUAUCUUUUAAAGUUGUAAAGGUUAUUUUCUUGCUUUAAAAAGUAGGAAAUUUUAAUUAUUAUAAUUUUUUUGUUAGGUUUUUUCCCUUUUAUUAUAUCCAUUGUAAAUAACUGGUAAUCCCUGCAAUCUGAUUGGCUCUCAGCAGUGUGAUUUAUUCAUGAAUCAUAAUGUUUUUUGCUCUAAGUUACAUCUCUUCUAAAUCGCACCAUUUUUGCUUCAUUUCUGUUUUGACUACAAAAUGAGAUGCAAAAGCCACUUUUCAACAAACUGGCGACGAGAUCAAUAAAAUAUUGGUACUGACCGAGUUGUGCGAUUUCAAAAUGCGUCACAGAGAGUGACCACGUUCUUGCAAUGAAGCUAAACAGUCGGCGACUGUUCAAACGAGGAUAUUGUAGCUCGUGGCUUUGUGCAACGGCAAAAUCUCAUUUAAAUUUAGGACUACGAUUUCUUUAAAAAAAGUUUAUUCAGUACCUUUUAAAUACUAUUUAUCCCCAAUGUUGUUCUUGUCGUCUUAUUCUUCGGUGAUCAAAACCCCGGGACAUCAGUACUUGUCAAAGAUUAGCCCGAUAGCCUCAACAUUGAAAUUGUGAGGCUGGAAAUGCUUGAUUCCAAUUUCCCACUCACGAUUGUCUUCAGGACUUGUACAAUUCUGUCUGUAAGAAAUAUGCCUGGCUAUGCCCCUGGUAAUGACAAAGAUGUAGGUUUAAGCAUAGGUAAUGAGGCCUGUCCCGAUUGUGCUCGUAAAAUGCUGCAAUGUUGCUCCAAAAAGUUGCUGAAAGAUUGCCCAAGAUCCAAAUUUGCCACCUAAAUCUCUUUCUGUCUCUUGAUAUUUUUAUAUAAGCGUGAAUUAAUAGCGUUACGUUUCGUUCUUCACAUUAAAAUUGCUAACAUCGGUCAAGAAAAAUAGUUUGAAAACGUAGUUUUAAAGCUAAGCAAUUAUUCAUGGGACAAUAAUUAUAAAACGUUGUAUAUGAAUUAUUCUUUUUCUCUCUAUAAUUUAGCGAAAUGUGCAUUAAAUUUUCCAUUUAAAGCUUACUUUUAGUAUUUUCUUGUGUUUAUUUGUGUACUGACUGUGUUUCAGGCGCCGAGAGCCCGUGAACUAAGCUGAUUUUAAAUUAUUCAUACGUCAAAAAAUUGAUGUUGUAUGCGAAAUAUUAUUUGCUCUACAAAUGAGCAAAAUGUGCCUUGAAUUUCGCUUUUAAGCUUACAGUUUUUCGUUUUAUUUUGUCUAUUUAUGUGGUGACUGCGUUUCAGGCCUCUCUGGCUCUUUUUAGGCCUGCGAAUUGUUGUCAAGAAAUUCGCUUACAUUGAAGUUUUCUUUGAAAUCGUUGAAUUUUUUUGCUUCAAAAAUUUCUCAGAAAGUCAAAACUUGCUUGGGGUUGCUAUAAUUGCAAAAAGGCGCUUCAACCGCCAAAAGUUGUUCUUACGUUGCCGAGCACAAACCGAAAAACGUGUACGCGAUGAUUAUGAUUCCGAUUACGAUCGGCUAUGUUAACAAAUCCCAUCUUGCUCAAAACUCUUGAGAGCUACGACAUAAGGGACUUGAAUGAUAUUUUUUUGGUUGAAUAACAGUAGUUAAAUUACUCACCUCGUCGAAACGAAUCCGCGAAAAGUGGAAUUAUUAAAACCUGGGGUGGCAUGCAUGAACAAGCGGAAGCGCUCGAAACUCGUCGAAACUGAAAGCGGAUUAUAAUAUUCGUUAUGAAAUAGGGUGAAUCACAUGACCAUUGUCAUUGACGUAAUACGUUUUUAAAGUCACGCUACGUACCUGUAGUGUAAUAGAACAGUCACGCUAUUUGUUUCAACACCUCUAGACUUUUUCAAGUAAGUGUUUUAAACCAUAAAAGCAGGAGCCGAUAAAAGACAUGAAAGUAACGCAUGCAUUUGAAAGAAACAAAAAUGGAAAAAAAAAUUAAUAGACAAAACAAAUCAUGAAAAAUCGUAAGCCAUACCAGAUAUACCAUGUAAUCACAGCAAUGAACGUAACAAUUCUAAUUAAUAUGGACGUAGGAGGGCCCUGAUAUCCACAAGUACAUCCUCCAAACUGGGUGCGCCCUAUGGUAGACUACAGGGGGAUGCUCCACCCGAGAGAGAUAUUUUUUGGAGGGGAAAGCGACUGCAAGAGCUUUCAGCAAGGAUUUCGUAGCUUAAAACAAAUGUACUAGCAAAUGCCUAUCCAAAAUAUGGAGUUUUCAAAUGUGGAAUCCUUGCCAUUCUGUUACUAAAAAAAUGUGCAAUAAAAUCUCGCUGAUUUCCGUGUGGGACAUAGUGCCCAUUACUCAUAGCACUUCGGCAGUUAUGCUAUGUGUAGGGUAAAUGUUUAAAAUUAUUAUCAGAAGUAUAUACACAUUUAAAACUGACACUAUUCCAGCAGCGUUAGCGUAGCCCCGCGGAGAAACCGAAGUUAAAUCUCUCGCCUAAAACUGCCUUUCCUAGGAAGGUGAGGGUAUUUCAAUGCAUGGCAAUGCUAUAGGUAUUUAAAACUUGGGUUUAAUUUUUGUUUUUCACGCGGUCUCCGGGAUGUUUCGUGGAUGACAACUCGUCGACAUAUCUUCAACCCACAGUCGAAGCCACGGAAGGCGAAACCGCGAGAAAAAAAUCCCUGGUUUCCAGGGUAGUCACGAUAUCCGCGCGGAUCACUAUCAAGACUUGACAUGGAAGGUCUAUGGCAACCAGGGUAUUUCCCGAUAGAACUAAGUAAGUUUUUUGACGAAAUUUAUCUUUACUUUUUGUCCUUUCAUUCCUGCAGAUGUCCAAGGUUAUCUCCUCGGCUUCUGUGUCAUGUGACCAGACACUGCAAACCAUGAAGGAAUGUUGGGAUGAGAACCAGUACCUGCUCUGCCCGCACACGGCUGUUGGUGUUUCGGUGGCCUGGGACAAAAGGUAAAAAAAUGGGUGGAGAAAUGGAUAGAGAUGGGUCUAAUCACCAAAUGAGGUAAUACAAAUGAUUACAAAGACAGUGAACAACGCCCACACCACAGCAAAAUGAUUUUUUCAUUCUCAAGCAAAUAAAACCAUGAGCCCAUUAUCCGGAGCGAGGAAAUCCUAUGCUGGGCCUAUGUCACGGCGUUUUUACGAACCAGUUUAUUUUUAGAUAAAUUUUGGGGCACUUUUUCCGGCGAAAAUAGAAUUUCCACUAUGUCUAUGAGCGCAUUCGAAGUAUAUGAUAUCAAAAAGGAAAACUAAACGUUAUUAAAAGGCAAAAAUAUCAUUUGUUAGGUCUGCAGGUUUUGCUAACGCGCCAUACCCGUUCUAAAAAUGCAGUGGUCCGUGAAAACGCCGUUGCAGGAGCGCAUGGAAGUUACUCGCUCUGGGUUAUGGGCUCCUGAUAAAACUCAUUUUCAGCAAGAAUAGUUUUGUAUUUGUCCUCGUUUAGAAACCGAGGGUUUUGGAACUGGGAAAUGAAGUUUUGGGUAAGCAAGUUUUUAGCACCCGUGCGCGUAGUCGUCACUGUCGUCGUGUUGUCUUUGCUAAAUCUGCCAAAGUCAUUUUGCCAGCACAGUUUCCCCUGCUUAUUGAAGCGUAUAUUAGGCUUUUUGUAAUAAGCUGAGGUCGCAUUCAGCGACAGGACAAUGACGUCACGGUUUCCACGUCACGGUAGGCUAAUUUAGCAAAAAAACGGGAACGUCAGUUGACGAUGGCGCGCACAAAUCAAAAAGCUGGCUUGAGCAAUAGCAGAGCGACAAAUUGGGCACCGGAAGUCGAGUUUAGUCCUUUCCGCGCACUUUUCCGUCAUCAAGUGACGUUCCCAUUCUGUUGCUUAAUCAGCCUUACAAUUGUGACAAGUGAACGUCACAUUACGAGAUCUAAAUUCUCUGUUUUGUGAGUACAUCGCUGCAGCCAUCGAACCUAUAUACAAGAGAUUUCGAUGAUGAUUAAAAAGUCCAAAAAAUCGCGCAUAUAUAACGUAGUAAGAUUGCAUCUGAAUGGAUAAAAGGCAACAGUUUCUGUUAGGUCGGGUAGCGACCAAAUCGAAACAAUCAAAAGAAUCGUAAUAUUUACAUUAAGAGGUACAUUAGUUGGAUAUUUUCGUGUUCUUCCUCUUUUUCGGUUUUUUUCGCUUUUUGUGAAUCAACUUGGCGACCUCUAUUUUUUGAGCCUGCUGUCCACUCAGCGGCACAUGGGGUAGGCGCAUUAAAGUCCGAUCCCGCGGGCUGUGGCCAGAUUACAAACAACGCUUUGUUUUAUUCUCAGGCAUCUCUCUGAGCUCAAGACACCCACCGUUUGCAUGGCAACGGCCAGUCCUGCCAAGUUCCCUGAAGCAGUGAAGGCUGCCGAUAUAGAAAUGCCAAUGAGUCCUCAGCUGGCUCAGUUGCUUACCAGGCCCACCCGGUAUAAAGAAAUGAAAGCAGGGGAGGACUGGGACCAGAUGUUGAGGGCCACAAUCGAUGAGAUCUCCAAGAAACGUUCCAAACCUUAAACAUUUUCUUCUGCAUAAGGCGUGACUAUGCAAACUUGUUUAGAGUGUUAGAGGUCAGAUGAAAAUUUCUGCAUGUCAACUACGGCCUCUCUGCAAGUGAAUCCCAAAACGGCCUUCACAAUAAUUUACUUGAAAUGUUUUUAGGAUUCUUUUGAACAACAACGUAAACUAUCUGUAAUUUAAUAUUUCAGCAGUUUUUUUAUAAAAGUCGUGGGAAAAAGUAUUUUUUCACAGUUUUCAUUGUAUAGUGUACCUGCAAGUGUUGUCUUCUUUUUACUCUCACUUCUUAUUCUACAUAAUUUGCGGUGCAGUCGUGAGAUUUUAACCUUCUUAUAAUUUUUGAUCGUUUAGCCUGUAAGUACAAGGCUGGGACAUCAAUCCCAGUUCAAGACAAAAGUCGGAACAAGUGAGAGUUUCUUUUGUACUCAAAGGCUUGUAGUGACCUUAAACCUAAACUUGCAUACAAAUUUUAACUAAACAUAGGUGUAUAUAAAUUUUCCUCUCUUUUUUUAUUAACCCUUCCACUGCCAGAGUGCUUAAUGGAGUUUUGUGUCUGCGGACGAAAUCCUAUAGUGUGACCGCUCAAAUGAAAGCUACUGGGCAGUGCAUUCCUGUGGUACUGUUUAUUAUGUUGUGCAAG
Messenger RNA from Porites lobata, 19071 nucleotides. The record is from the annotation of a GenBank genome assembly. NCBI's taxonomy places the organism in Eukaryota, Metazoa, Cnidaria, Anthozoa, Scleractinia, Poritidae.